ACCGUGGACUAGGGUUUUCGCUCUUCCCUCCAACCAAAGAAACACCCGUCGCCGCCUGCGCUGUUGUCGCCAUGGGUCGCAUGCACAGCCGCGGAAAGGGUAUCUCCUCGUCGGCGCUGCCGUACAAGAGGACGCCACCGAGCUGGCUUAAGAUCUCCGCAGCGGAUGUUGAGGAAAACAUCUGCAAGUUUGCGAAGAAGGGACUGUCGCCGUCGCAGAUUGGUGUUAUUCUUCGUGACUCGCACGGUAUCGCCCUGGUCAAGAGCGUCACCGGGAGCAAGAUCCUUAGGAUCCUCAAGGCUCAUGGGCUUCAACCGGGGUUACCAGAGGAUCUGUACCACCUGAUUAAAAAAGCAGUAGCCAUCAGGAAGCACUUGGAGAGGAGCAGGAAAGACAAGGACUCCAAAUUCAGGUUGAUCCUGGUGGAGAGCAGGAUCCAUCGCUUGGCUCGGUACUACAAGAGGACCAAGAAGGUCGAAUCUACCUGGAAAUAUGAUGCCAGCAUUGCCAGCACUAUGGUGUCUUAGGAUUAUGCUUACCGUAAGCAAUCUGGUUCUUUGAUUAGCUUGAAGACUUCAUUUGUUAGAGCGGGGCCUUUAUAAUUUUCAAGAGAGGACAAACUUUUUUUAUUGAAUUAUCAAAUUUGUGUCAGCUGGACGUGUUAGACGUUUAGCAUCCUGUUUUAUUGAACUUGUGGCAUCAGAAUGUGCUCAAGAUAUGAUAUUUUCUAUGUUCUUUAGCAGGCAAGCGUAGAUUAAGCGUGUGUGAACUACAGUGUUUCUUGUUUGGAGAUCACAAGCUUGGAUUUAGCAUGGAGCAGAGAGUCAGUUUGCUAUAUGUUGGCAUGAGUUGAUGCUUUAAACUAUCGUAACGAAUGGCUAGAAUUUUGGUUA
This is a messenger RNA of Musa acuminata subsp. malaccensis (wild Malaysian banana), 893 nucleotides long. Its product is annotated as small ribosomal subunit protein uS15. Gene Ontology annotation, molecular function: small ribosomal subunit rRNA binding; structural constituent of ribosome. Gene Ontology annotation, cellular component: nucleolus; ribosome; cytosolic small ribosomal subunit. NCBI's taxonomy places the organism in Eukaryota, Viridiplantae, Streptophyta, Magnoliopsida, Zingiberales, Musaceae. Gene Ontology annotation, biological process: translation. The record is from RefSeq and is a predicted model, not a curated record.